AGAUGCCAAUUCGAUGUGUACUCACACCAGACGAAGUUCGCGAGCUAGAAAGAAUGGCCGACGACGAGAAAGAAGAUCAAUCGGAGGUAUCCGACGUUGAAGAAGAUCUCGUCGGCACUCCUCUAGCAAAUGAACGCGACAAGUUAAGAGCCAAGAAACAAUUGGAGUCGAGAGAGAGAGAAGAGGACUCUCCAAAGAAGAGAGGUCCCAAAAAGAAGAAAUUAACCAGAGCCAGACUAGCAAAGCUCAGACUACGAAGAGUUAAAGCGAAUACUAGAGAAAGAUCAAGAAUGCACGGUUUAAACGAGGCUUUGGACGAACUUCGAGAACACGUUCCAUGCGGUCAGAGCUCUACUCAGAAACUAAGUAAAAUAGAGACAUUGAGAUUAGCGAGGAAUUAUAUCGGGGUCCUAUCCGAAAUAUUGAGAUCAGGCAAGAAACCCGACAGCGUCUACUUUGCCCGCUCUCUUUCAAAGGGGUUAUCGCAAAAUACAAUGAAUUUGGUUGCUGGUACCAUGCAAAUAAACCCGAGGUCAUUAGUUGCCCACGAUUUUCCGCCCCAAUAUCCUUCCCCCUACUGCGCUCAGAAUUAUCUGGUCAAGAAAGAGUAUAGCCAAGAAACGCCUAGUCCAGUAUGGAGACCAGACGUUCAAGAAGCAUCUCUUCCGGCUGGUGCUAAAUAUAUCGUAAAUCCGGCUGAAAUGCAAGCUCGAUUUACCGCUGCAAUGCAAAGGUGCGACCCAGUCGAUUUCGAGUACGACAAUUGGUUUGACCCGGACUGCGUUCAACAGUCUUCCAUUUCAAUUAUGUAAUAAAGAAAAAAAUGAACAAUGAAUGAGAAGAGAAGAGAAAAGAAAGAAAAGAGUUUACAUUACAAAAUUACGGACGGUUAAUCAUUCUUUCUUCUCCAUCUUUUAUCUUAACAAUUUUUUCCUUCUGUCUUUGUUUAUCGUAUUUUAUCUCUUUUUAUAUUUUAUUCUCUCUCUCUCUCUCUCUCUCUCCCU
Dimorphilus gyrociliatus is the source of this 1004-nucleotide messenger RNA. The record is from the annotation of a GenBank genome assembly. Lineage: Eukaryota; Metazoa; Annelida; Polychaeta; Dinophilidae.